CGCCCUCUUCCGGGCAAUGACGUCACGGCCCGUACCAUCUGCUUAUAAGCCGCGGUCAACACCGUCUGGUUAUCAGUCAAUCGUCUAGCUAGCGGACAGUGAAGGUUACCUGCUUCAACAGUGCUUGAACGGCAACCUUUCAUCUGUCUUUAGAUUCCAAUCAUCACUUUAUUAACAACUAAAUCGCGUUUUACCUUGAAACAUCAGCUCGUUUAAGACAUCCGUAACACGUUUAGCUUGCCAGCUACACUUUGUUUCGUCAACGACGCAAGACAGAUUUUCCACCUCCUCACAAGACCUGCCACCGAAACCUGAACCAUGAGUUCCCAGGUGAGACAGAACUUCCACCAGGACUGCGAGGCUGCAAUCAACAGGCAGAUCAACCUGGAGCUGUAUGCCUCCUAUGUCUACCUGUCCAUGGGAUACUACUUUGACCGGGAUGAUCAGGCAUUGCACAACUUUGCCAAAUUCUUCCGCAAUCAGUCACAAGAGGAGCGUGAGCAUGCUGAGAAACUGAUGAAACUCCAGAACCAGAGGGGGGGCAGGAUCUUCCUACAGGAUGUCAAGAAACCAGAGAGGGAUGAGUGGGGCACUGGACUUGAGGCCCUUGAAUGUGCCCUGCAGCUUGAGAAGAGCGUGAACCAGUCACUCCUCGACCUGCACAAAGUCUGUUCUGAUCACGCUGACCCACAUCUGUGUGACUUCAUUGAGACUCACUACCUGGACGAGCAGGUGAAGUCCAUCAAAGAGCUGGGAGACUGGGUGACCAAUCUGCGCCGCAUGGGAGCGCCUCAGAACGGCCUGGCCGAGUACCUGUUUGACAAGCACACCCUGGGCAAAGAAAGCAGCUAAAUGCAUCCACAGCAAUUCUACAAAUGCUUUCUAUAUUUGUCUCUUGCUUACAAUCAGUCUUCUAUGAUGCCAUCUGCAUGGUACUGGCAAGUCAUUGCAACUAUUUUAUUCAAACCUCUUGCCAUUUACUCAACAUUAAAGUAACGUGACUAAUCCCAGAGCUGAAAGCUAUUCCAUCCAAAGCCCACUCUUGUAUCUUGUACGUCUCUGCUUUGCCUACGUCAUUACUACAUAUUUGCUGUGUUUUAUGCCGGAAGCAGUUAAUUAAACCAAAUAAAAUGAACCCUCUGGAUUCUGA
Molecule: messenger RNA, 1150 nt
Organism: Gasterosteus aculeatus aculeatus (three-spined stickleback)
Lineage: Eukaryota; Metazoa; Chordata; Actinopteri; Perciformes; Gasterosteidae
Product: ferritin, heavy subunit
Biological process (GO): iron ion transport; intracellular iron ion homeostasis
Cellular component (GO): cytoplasm
Molecular function (GO): ferric iron binding; ferrous iron binding
Source: RefSeq, a predicted model, not a curated record